AUGGCAGUGACUGAGCCUUUCGACGCCCACAACGUGCCAAGUGUCUCUGCGGGUGAUUUAUCUUCCCGCCUUGCCCCCGUUUUCAGAAGCUUCUUGACCGACAUGACCUACACCCCUCCAGCAGCGCCGAGCACCAAUGAACAACUGAAAGUCGUGAUGCAGGCCGAAAUGGAUGCACGUGGUACGCGUUGUGUAGAGCUUGAGAGGCUUGCACAUCUGGCUAUUAAUUAUGUCGAAUGCGUUUUUCCACACUACAACUUCGAAGAAAAAACGGCCAUCGCGCUAUACCAUUGGUAUCUAUUAUACGUCGACGAACUAGCGCCUAUCAAUGCAGCACCUCUUAUUGCCUUCAAGGGACGGCUUCUCCGUCAUCAACCUCAAUUAGACCCGGUGCUCGACGCCCUUCCCGCUGUCUUCGCUCGCUUUUACGAUUUAUAUGAGCCGUUCACUGCCGACUUUAUAUAUUCAUCGGCCUUGGAGUUCAUCACCGGCACCGCCCUCGAACCGCAGACCAAACAUCUGCCCUUGAUUCGCAAGGCGGAUCGUUUUCCUUUGUAUCUACGCGAGCUCUGUGGGAUCGGUGAAGGUUAUGCACACAUGAUCUUUCCGAAGAGACUUGGUGUUAGCAUUGUGGAGUACAUCGAGGCGGUACCAGACAUGAUAAUCUGGAUCAAUUUGUCGAAUGAUCUUUUAUCGUUUUACAAAGAGGAGCUUGGCGGAGAGACAGCGACCUACGUCCAUCUGCGUGCAGCGGUCGAGAAAAAGGACCACAUGCAAGUGCUUGCUGAGAUCAAAGAUGAGUUGAUCAUUGCGCAAGAGACUAUUCGUGCGACUUUGGCAACCUCCUCUGCGGCUCUUCAAGCUUGGAAAUCCUUUGAACAAAGGCUCAUCUUCUGGCAUAUGACUCAGGAUCGGUACCGGCUGAAGGAAUUGAACUUGUAA
Messenger RNA from Heterobasidion irregulare TC 32-1, 942 nucleotides. It is a transcript of the gene cyc1, whose product is annotated as putative terpene cyclase. Gene Ontology annotation, molecular function: carbon-oxygen lyase activity, acting on phosphates. The transcript has 6 exons. The record is from RefSeq and is a predicted model, not a curated record. The coding region runs from base 1 to 942 and encodes 313 amino acids. NCBI's taxonomy places the organism in Eukaryota, Fungi, Basidiomycota, Agaricomycetes, Russulales, Bondarzewiaceae.